This is a messenger RNA of Aphis gossypii (cotton aphid), 1305 nucleotides long. RefSeq lists its product as uncharacterized. The record is from RefSeq and is a predicted model, not a curated record. Bases 52 to 1203 code for a protein of 383 amino acids. Gene Ontology annotation, cellular component: chitin-based extracellular matrix. Gene Ontology annotation, molecular function: structural constituent of chitin-based larval cuticle. Lineage: Eukaryota; Metazoa; Arthropoda; Insecta; Hemiptera; Aphididae. The transcript has 3 exons.
AAGGCGAAGAACAAAUAUCAUCGCAUCUGACGGCCUUGGCAUCACCCUUAAAUGUCCGUUGGAGGGGCUAUUCGUUUAAGACCUUUUAAGUGUAGAUAUUACAAUUAUUCGUCAGUUUAUUGCAAGAGAACAACCAGAACCAUGAUGCUAGUCAGAUCAGUGAUAAUUGUGCUGUUGGGCGUAUGCACAUGCUACGGUCAAAAUGCCGAAGACUACAAUGAGGGUAACGACCAAUCAGUAGUAUCGGCGCGGAAAAGUCAAGAUGUAUCCAUACUUAAACAAAUCCACAGACACAACGAAGAUGGAUCAUACACUUACGGGUACGAGGGAUCCGACGGAUCGUUCAAGAUCGAAACCAAAACUGUGACUGGUGAAGUGACGGGCAAAUACGGUUACGUGGACGACUCGGGCAAGUUGCGCGUCGUCGAGUACGGUGCCAACAAGUACGGUUUCCAGCCGUCAGGUGAGGGCAUAACUGUGCCGUCACCCACGCUGGUAGAAUUGCGACCGGAUGAGGACGAACAGGACGAGGAAUCACGGGUACCGGCUAAGAGACCGUCAUCGUCUGUCAAACCUUCGAAACCGCUAGUCCGGAACAACAAAAACAGGCCCGAAUCGGACGUAGGUUUAUACCGACCACAACAAAAACAACAACAACAACAACAACAACAACCACUACAGCCUCAGCCGAUAUCGGUCGCUUCCGAUUUCGAUGACGGUGAAUGGACCGCACAGCCUGUGGUCCGACCACAACAGUCAGCACCUUCUCACCGUCCGUCGACUACGGCAACACGUCCGAACAAGGCGAUUCCUCCGGUGUCCGGUUCAUUCAGGGCCGUGCCGGUAGAGCAGUCGUCGGACUCGGGUCCGUCCGCGUCGUUCCAGUCGGUCCAGGACUUUGGCGGUAGAAGCCAGAUGACCGGAAACGAACGUCCGGCCCAUACCUCCACCGUCGAUAACUCGUACCAAACGUUCGAGGAACACCAAGAACCGCUAACGGAACCGCCGACCUUGUACCGGGCGGUCGCCAAACCCACGGCCAGGCGUACCGGAACCGCGGUAACAAAGCCGUCCAGUAACUACCGCACAGCGCCCAGGCAAAUGCGCACAAGCGGCGUUCUCGACCAACUGGCCGAACAGUACGCGCUGCCCGAGUCCCGGUCGCCCGUGUCCCACGACUUUUCGUUCGGAUCGGACUCAUGAGUGUGACGGAAAUCCGUUUCGUUAGGUGUUUGUGUAAAUAUUUGUGUAUAUUUAAUAUGACAUUUUUUUUUUAAUUGAAAAUAAACGACAGUUUUAUAUAUA